Messenger RNA from Mizuhopecten yessoensis (Yesso scallop), 940 nucleotides. Its product is annotated as 39S ribosomal protein L47, mitochondrial-like. Gene Ontology annotation, cellular component: mitochondrial large ribosomal subunit; mitochondrial ribosome. NCBI's taxonomy places the organism in Eukaryota, Metazoa, Mollusca, Bivalvia, Pectinida, Pectinidae. The transcript is spliced from 5 exons. The record is from RefSeq and is a predicted model, not a curated record. Gene Ontology annotation, molecular function: structural constituent of ribosome. The coding region runs from base 52 to 825 and encodes 257 amino acids. Gene Ontology annotation, biological process: mitochondrial translation.
ACUUGCAUAACCGAUCUUCAAAGCGUUUGGUCGAAACGAUAUUGUAACAAAAUGGCACUGCAGAUGUUCAGGCGUAGUGUCUCUGUCAUUCGCCAUUCUGUGCGGGCGUUAUCACGGUUAACAAUAACCCCACCAACUCAACCUGUUGCACUGGAUAAAUUUUCAUUGUUAAAAUGUGGUUCCUGCCGUAACUUCCAUGUAUCUGUUAAAAGGCCAGAUCUGAUGGAAUUUUUUGAUUCAAAAGAUAAUUGGGGAGAAGAAAAUAUAAAAACAGGUCGACCCUGGAAGAUGGAAGAAUUAAGAAUAAAAAGUAACUCCGAUCUACAUAAAUUAUGGUAUGUGCUGUUGAAGGAGAGAAACAUGUUGCUGACCAUGAGACACGAGUACAGACAGGAGUGUAUACUGUUCCCUAACCCAGAGCGAAUAGACAAGGUGGAAGAAAGCAUGGAAAACCUGAUGAAUAUUAUCAAAGAGCGAGAUAAUGCACAUAGCUUACUGGAAACAGGGAAGUCAGUGGAACGAGAGAAGGUGGAAGCUCUUGACAGUUUCGGAAGGCCAUACAUGAAGAGGCAAACAGAACAUGCGUUGCCCCAAAGGAACAUCGCUGGAAAAAGGAUGUUUUUAUUGACACGGGAUCCAUGGAUGAGAAAAAGUCAACGUCUUCUUCGUGAAAAAUACCUGAAAACUAGACACCGUGAAAGGAAGCGUGAGUUAAGAUAUAUUAGAAGAACUAGAGAAAGAUUCCCCGAUGCUACAGAGGAGGACAUUGAACAUGGCUUGGAGCGUGAAUCCGCUAGGCAAAAACAAGGAUUUUAUGAUGUGUGACCAUAUUAGCUGUACAUUUUUCUUUUUGCAAGAUUAAGUUCCAAACGACUUAUUUGUGAGAAAAAUCACCAUCGUAGGUGGAAACAUGUCUAUUGAAUAAAUGAGUGUGAAUGAG